Gallus gallus (chicken) is the source of this 8567-nucleotide messenger RNA. RefSeq names its product olfactory receptor 52R1-like. Bases 5141 to 6088 code for a protein of 315 amino acids. The record is from RefSeq and is a predicted model, not a curated record. Gene Ontology annotation, cellular component: membrane. The transcript has 2 exons. Lineage: Eukaryota; Metazoa; Chordata; Aves; Galliformes; Phasianidae. Gene Ontology annotation, biological process: G protein-coupled receptor signaling pathway. Gene Ontology annotation, molecular function: G protein-coupled receptor activity; olfactory receptor activity.
AUCGCGCGGUUCCCUGGAUGAAGGAGCCGACCGAGGUUCCCCCCCGUCUGUCGGGUAGGCCACUGCGGUUCUGGCCGGGUCAGCUCCGAAGCAGCGAACCUCAGCGAUCAAGGGCCAGCACACAGGUGGCCUUCCGGGCUGCAGGCGCACACUGCUGGCUCACGUCCAGCUUCUCGUCCCCCAGGACCCCCAAGUCCUUCUCCGCAGGGCUGCUCUCAGGGAGAUCUUCCCCCAGUCUGUACAAACCCCUGGGAUUGCCCCGACCCAAUGCAGCACCCUGCACUUGGCCUUGUUGAACCUCAUUAGGUUCUCCUGGGCCCAUCCGCAGACUUGCUGAGGCUGCACUCGAUGCCAUCAUCUGUCACUGAUGGAGAUGUUGAAGAGCACCGGUGCCAAGACCGACCCCUGAGGGACACCGCUUGUGACCGCCCCCACUCUGACACAGACCCAUUGAUCACAACCCUUUGGCUGCGUCCAGCCAGCCGAUUCCUAAUCCACUGAGCAGUCCAUCCUUCAAAUCCACACCUCUGCAAUGCAGAGAGCAGGAUGUGGUGGGGGACCGUGUCAAAGGCCUUGCAGCAGUCCAGGUAGAUGACAUCCACCGGCCUUUCCCCAUCCACCGAAGCUGUCACUCCAUCACAGAACGCCACCAGAUUGGUCAGGCACGAUCUGCCCUUGGUGAAGCCAUGCUGGCUGUCUUGGAUCACCUCCUUGUGAUCUGAGCCCAAGAUAAUCCUGAUCAGCCCAAGACAAUUCCUCUUCACUCAAACAGCCCCAGCAAAAAGUUGGGCACCUCUGCUCUACAACUUUCCACAUCAUUACUGCCACUGAGCUGGCGUAUUCAAGAGUGCACUCUAUACAAAUGUUCCGCACUGCUCAUUCUCUCAGGUUCUGGAUACCUCUCUCCAUAGUGUUCCAGUUGACUGGCUGGCUUAUAAUGUCUUCGAGAGACAUCCAGGGGCUCAGUCCCAGCCAGCAUGGGUUCAUGAAAUAUGGAUCCUGCCUGAUCAACUUCUCCUUCCAUGACUGAGUGACCCACCUGGUUGAAGAAGGAAAGACUGUUGGUAUAGCUGGACUUCAGCAUAUCUUUGACACUGUCUUCCACAACAUUAUCCUGGGGAAGCUGCAGUCCAUGGCUUGGACAGUUGGUGGGAACUUCACCUGACUGCAACGACCUUUCAAGUAUGAUGGAUGCCAUCUUGGCAGCUUCAUCCACCAGUUCUCUCAAGACCCGUCUGUCAUGGUUUUUGGCCCAGUUCAGCCUGAUUCUGUGACUAAUGGGGCAGAGCAACUCACAGACCCACACCCUGGGAGAGGUGAAAGGGUAAAAGGAGAAAGGUGGGGAGGUGGGCCUGAAAACAAAAGAGCGGCAACGAACUAAGGGAAAAAACUAAUUUACUAAAUAUGACAGUGGAAUGUGAGAUAACACAAUAUAAUACAAUACAACUGGAAUUGAAGCUAAUAAAUCAAAUAAAAUGAGAGAGUGUCCAAAACCAAAGGCCUUACUCUAAUGCUGAAGGUGAGAUGGCCACAGUGCACACACUGCAGAGAUGAGCAGUCAUGACUUGCAAGCGGUUUUAUCUUUCCCUCUGAAUGGAAAAGGGAAAUGGAACAGUGAAAGUCUCCUGGGAAAUGCAGUUUUUCUCCUCUGAGAACCAGGUACCUGGAAAUACCGACAGUCCGUGGAACUGGAUCAUGAAGCCCUUAACUCCCGGUGCACUACGUGAUGUCAUGAUGUGGAAGACCAAUUACAAAAAUCAUAAAACCAUGACACCAUGGAUGGAUCUUUUUUCACAGAAAUUGCAGCUCAGUCAAGUAGGUAUUGGAUUUUUUCUGACUCUUGUGAUGUCUGCCUGUUCUUCUUGUUCUCUUCCUCUACCGUGUGGAUGGCCCUGCCUUGUAGUAGCUUUCCUCAUCCUCUUCUUCCUUCCUGAUAGGAGUUUCUUCCCUUACCAAGCAAGCUGAUUUAUGCAUACUUUCUUUCUGUUGGGCACAGGGCAAUGAGUAUUAGCAUGGAUUCAUUCUCUGGUUCAGCCACUGGGCCUGUGACAGGAGACAGGCCAUCCCCAGGGCCUGUCACAUGAAUUGAAUUGGAUUCAGAGGUGUUUUCUUCCUUUUAAGGGUGCUGAGUUGCCUCGAAUAAGACUUGACAGGCACAUGCCCAUCCCCAGCACUGUACAAAGUUGUAAAUCCCUAGCAUUUCCAGGAUCGGCCAUAGCUUUUGAAAACAUCCUAUUGGAUUUUUAGGAUUCCAUACUUGUACUGGGAUGAAUUUGAAACCUAUCGGAGGUGACAGUUGGGAUAUAUAAUUGCUCAUAUCCUCCCCCACACCUUGCCAUUUGUAACCAUCCUGCCUCACAGCAUAUCUCUAGGCUGUAUUUUUUAAUUGCUCUUUAACUAUAGAUAAAACUGGAAGCAUGUGCAGGAGGCGCAGCAGUAGUUUCACGCUAGCUUGCACAUCCCAACUGUAUUCUCUGUUCUUGAUUGGUGUAACAUGAGCACACGCUGAAUACAAAUUGGAAAUACUAUAAAAAAGCUUCGGCCAGCCCUCAGCAAUGAUAAACAAACAAAAAAAAAAAAAAAAAAAAGAAUUCAGAAAUACAACCUUGAAAGCAAAGAAAACCUCACCAAGAAUGAAAGAAUCUGCAUUCUGACCAGCCAUAUUGAUCAGGGAAUCAUGGAAGCACAGUAUGGCUUGGGUUGGAAGAGGUCUCAGAGAUCACCAAGUUCUAUCCCUGCAUCUGCAGGCAGGGCUGCCAACCGGUACACUAGAUCAGGUUGCACAGGUCCCAACUAACCUGGCUUUGAACACCUCCUACAUUGCUUAUAACAAAUUUGUUUUGACAUGCUCUGGUCAUUUCUGUCAUGCUUUCAACACUUUGGGCUCCUUGCUGGACAUCAACAAGACUGUGGAAGUUGAGCCUGGCAGGCAGCUGAGUGCCACAAAGCAGUUUGCUCACUCCUGCCUCAGAUGGAUGGAGACAAGAAAAAGAAAAAGGAAAAACUCAUGGCUUCAGACACAGUUCAAUUGCACAGAAAAGCAGGGAAUUAUGCUGAAAAUAAUUAUAAUAAUAGAAUAUGCAGAACAAGUGAUGCACAAAGCAGUUGCUGAGAAUGAGGUGACUGAUGCCCAGAGAGUUCUGGAGCAGUGAUUCUCCAACCAGCAAGUUCCACUACAUUCAUUGUUCAGCAUGUCACCACAUGGUAUGGAAGAUCCCUUUUGGGCACUUUAAGUCAGCUUUGCCAGUUCUGUCCCCACCAAAUAAAAAGGGACAAAGAAUGCGGGCUCCUUUCUUCCCUUCCAAUACAGGUGUCAAUAGCGAGAAUAAAAAAGGAACACUAGUAUUCACUCUUCACUGCCUCAAUUAUAGCACUGGUGGAAAUGUAGAACAAAAUGUGUUCAAGGACACAUCCAAUGGGGAAACCCCGGAAAUUGAAAAUGACCUACCCUCCAUUUCUCAGUUCACAUCCCAGGAUGAGGAUUUCCUCCAACCCCUUACAAAGUGAUUGCUUUAAAACAAUCUAGUAAAAGUCUUUGUGACAUCCAGGUGUGUUACGUCAAUAGGAUCCCUCAAGCUGGAGCCACCCUUGGAGAAGACUCACUGCCAUAGGAUUUCCCAUUGCAGCAUCACGGCUGACUCUGUGGGAGACAGAAUCCAUACAUGUAUUAUCAUUUGCUUCUUCACACUAAUCUCUCUCAAAAUCUGUGCCACACCAACAGGAGCAGAAAUCACGCACACAGGUCAGGAGGUCUCGGGGAGAAUCCCAUGCAGGAUUGUUAAGCCAUAGACUGGGUUGGCUGCACUUUCUUUGGACCCCAGCUGACUCCAGGAGGGAAUGGAAAGUCCUCAAUUCACAUGCAAAAGGCAGAAAAAAGGGAAUGAUUUCAAUAUGGAGAGAGAUGGAGGGGAGGGAAAGGUGGGAGGAUGGGUUGUACACUGGUGGGGAGAGGACAGGGAGUUGCAGGAGCACCCAUAUGGCAUCCAGGGAGCAUGACUCUGAUGAUCCUUACGAGUCCCUUCCAACCCAAACUACUCAAUGAUCCCAUAUUGUGUGGACACCACAAAAAAAGCACAGGGAUGUACAAUGAGCCCAAGCACAGAGCAAGUAACUCAACAAACUAUGGAAGUUACUGUAAGAAAACAGACCAAAGUGUAUCAAAGACUAUGAGGUCAUCAGCACUGAGGUGAUUAAAAGUUGACUUCGUUUGUGUUUCUUCUUUCUCUCCCUAAUUACAUGUUAAUUGGCAGGGGAAAUUCAGAACUCUCUGCUAAGAUUUACCAGGCAGAUUAUAAAUAUCACCUGGUCCCCACAGCGCCCAGUCCCUGCCUGGAAACAAGCAGAAGGCGGGUGAGUAUUGAGGGCUGGGGCAGAACUUGACUGGUCUUGAGGCUCACACUCUCCCUGGACAUGCCUUGCCCUCCCUUCUUUCUGCUGCCUGCACCUCUCCCACACAAGUGACCACGGCCCCAGGGCAAUUUCUAGAGGCUCUUGCCAGGUCACCAGCACUGCCCUGUCUGUGCUGCAGGGCUUCUCAAGCAAUCCCUUUUCCCCACCUAUUGGGAAAAUCCCAGGAGCUGAGCCAUGUUUGGGGGCUGAGUGAGCUGCAGUCUUUGCAGGAGAGGAAUGGGCACAGCCAGAGCACUGUGUUGGAGGGGGGUUCUCCAAAUCCAGUGGCACUGCCUCAGGGCUUUGCUCUCAAAUUGGAUGUUGCCCACCCAUGGCAAAUACCCAGUACCUCUACGUACACGAGCAGGCAGCGUGCUUCAGAACAAAGCUUCUGCAGAGCUGGAGGGUUGCUGGUAAUCACUUUGCAUCCAGUCUGUGCCUACUUCCAGGCUUACUUUGGAUUGCCUUGCAUCUGCAUCUGUAACCAUACGUUUUGCUUGCUCCAAGAGCACUCGGAAAGUGGCACAGACGGGGACACUUGUAAGUGGGAACUGACAGGACACUUGUGGGAAAAGUGCUCUCCUGAACCAGUGCAAGCAGACUGUCCCAGGGCUGGCUCUCCUGAACUUCUAAAACCACCACAUCUCCCUGCAGUCUGUGUUUGCUGCUGACCACAGCAUCUGGAGGGUGUUGGAUGCUUUGCUACAGGAUGAGAGAGCACUCAGGGUAAGCAAGAGACAAGAAGGGCUUCAUGUCUUCUGUGAACUCCACUGGAUCAUCCUAUCCCCCCACCUUCCUCCUGGUUGGCAUUCCUGGGCUGGAGAAGGAGCAGUUCUGGAUUGCUUUCCCCUUCUGCAUCAUGUACGCCAUAGCUGUGCUGGGGAACAUCAUCCUUCUCAUCAUCAUCAAGACAGAGUCAAGCCUGCAUGAGCCCAUGUACCUCUUCCUGGCCAUGCUGGCCUUCACUGACCUGGUCCUCUCUACAUCCAUACUGCCUAAAAUGCUCAUCAUCUUCUGGCGGGGCUCCAGGGAGAUUGGCUUUGUUUCCUGCCUUGUUCAGUUGUUCUUUGUCCACAGCUUCACAACAAUAGAGUCGGGCGUGCUCGUGGCCAUGGCCGUGGAUCGCUAUUUUGCCAUUUGCCAUCCCCUGCGGCACUCCACCAUCCUCUCCAUGCCGGUGGUGGCAGCUCUCGGGAGCCUGGUGCUGCUGCGUGGAUUCCUCAUGGUGGGUCCUGCCUGCUUCCUUCUCCAUAAGAAGGCCUUCUGCCAGCAUCGUGUCAUCUCCCAUUCCUACUGUGAACACAUGGCCGUGGUGAAGCUGGUAUGCGAGGACACCAGAGUCAAUGCUGCCUAUGGCCUCUCUGUGGCUGUGGCAGUGAUAGGUGUUGACCUUACACUGAUCACUGUGUCCUACACUAUGAUCCUGCGGGUGGUACUGAAGCUGUCAGCCUCAGACACACAGCUCAAGGCCUUUAACACGUGUGUAUCCCACAUCUGUGUCAUCCUUGCGUUUUAUGUCUCUGGCCUCUUCACAUUCCUCACACACCGCUUUGGACACAGCAUCCCUCAGCACAUCCAUAUAUUGGUGGCUGAUAUCUACCUACUGUUACCCCCCACAUUAAACCCCAUCAUUUACGGGGUCAGAACCAAACAACUGAGGGACAGGAUAGUUGUCCUCUUCCAGCGGAAGGGAAUCUGACCCGUGCCUGUCUGCCAUACACCGAGCUCGUGAUUUAUAGGGAACCCUGGUCAGUUUACUGAGUUAACACUGUGAUUCCUUGUUCAGGGAGAACUUCUUCCUUAAUGCAUGGAGCACUCAGAGAGCAUUCUUGCAGAGAUCUCUAGAUUUUCCUUUCCACUUCAGCAGUAAGUGUCACGAGCAGAGUGUUCUUGGACUACGUGAAAUUAAAUCCUUUAAGAAAAAUCAGAAUUUCUGUCUGAUGACAUAAAACAUGUUUUACAAAGCCACUGCUGGGUGUGUGGGAAAGGUAGGAGGCUGAAUGCAGUGAAGCUCACAUGGGGACCCAAAUUCAAGUGUUGAACCUGCAACUUUUUACAGACCUCUGCUCUGAGGGCAGUGUGAGCAGUGUUACCAGGUGCAGAAGACAUCUCUGACCUGGCCUGGCACUGCUUGGACUCUCUGUCUUUUCAGCAGCCCUGACAAUGGGGGCUGCCCAUGGGGAGGCUCUGCUCCGUGCUCUGUGUCUGAGCUGGAUACCAGUGGAGAGGCAGGAAAUGGGCCCCAGAAGGAAAGAUACACUCAUGCCGAGGGAAGGUAAUGGAACAAGCAGCAGAGUAGAGGAGAAAUGAAGAUUGUCAGACCCAUUUCUGGAGAAUACUCAAAUUUCAGCUCCCCUCAUUCUUUUCCUCGGGCAGAACAGAAGCAGUGCUUCACAGACCACUGGCAUUUUUCUGGGCUGCUUUUUGCUUGACUGCGUUAGAUAAUUUCAGAUAACUUGGUUAGUGCCACUGUGGUGCUGAAGUGACCAUUAGUUCCUACAGAAACUAUGUGCACGUGUCCUGCAGAGCUCGUUGCCCUCAGAGCCUUUUACUGUCAAGGGACAGUAAGCUCCAUUCAUUAGGCUGGGACUGACUUCAGGGUGAGAUUAGCGGCCUUUUGGCAGUACCUGUUCCUUCUGUGGCUGUGGGCUCCAGACACCAGGCUGUAAUUCAGGUACUGUACAGCAGGCAGUGCACCCAGGUGAGGGGAACGGGGCCUUUAGGGAAGAACAAUCCUUGCCUGUGCUACAUCUUGGCAAGGUGGGUAUGCAGGACUGCCAUCUUCUUUCCUCAUCGUGCAGAAAUAUAUCCCUUGCAAAACAGAGCACAGGUUUGUUAAAUUCCAGAGCUCUCUUGUCUCUGGGAGAGCGGUUUGGUACUUGUUUGAUUCCUAUCUACUGGGGAAUAGCAUUUGCACUUGUACAUAUGAGGACAGUCAAAAACAUCUGUGCUUGGGCUAGCAGAUGUUCCCAGCUGGUGAAUGCCUUUUGGACACUGGACACUGUUGGACAGUGCCAAACAAUAUGUUGCAGUGCUGUCUGGUGGGAAGGCACUCCUAUCGUGCCUUGCUGCCAAAGCUAUUUUCGGGGAAGAGAAAGAGCACGUAGUCUGCAUAUCCCUUUAUUGAAGGAAAGAAAUGUGAUAUGAAAAAGAGAGGUAGGGAGAGAAUGAGAAUGAAGCUCACAGCCAGAUGCAAAACUCACAGCAGGGAUCUGGGAACCUUGCUCAUACAGAAGAGUGAACCAUACUCUUAUAUUUGUGCAAGGGAUUCAUCUGACAAUCUCAGCUGAGCUGAUACUCAGUACUCUCAGAGCACAGUACUUCAUCUCUCCGUCCUUGCACAGUGCAAGGACUGGUGAUCUCCUGGUUAGCUGUUGGGAUCCCACUGUCACUCUGGAAAUACAGAUGAGUUCUGCCCCUUUAGGACUUGAUGGCUUUAAGUUACUCCAUGCACCAGUGACCUCUGGAGCCAUAUAUUCCUGUGGGUCUGACAUGUCAGCGCAUUGAGUCCUCACAGUCCGGUAAAUCCUAUUUUCCCUUCCUCCAUUUUUAAUGGGGGCAGGGUCUCUCCAGUUCUGGUGACUGUAUUCAUUACUCAGUUCUUUUGGAUUCCUGAAAACUGAGGCUCUUACUCUGAUCUGCCAGGGACCAAAAUGAGAAAGUCUUGUGCCUUCCCAUCAGUUUUAUCUUUCCCACUGACCAAAAAAUGGAAAUGGAACAGCAGAGUUUUCUGGGAGCUGCAGUACACCUCUUUUCUUCUGAGACUCCCAGUGCACUCCAUGAUACAAUGAUGUGGAACACAAUUCACUCACUCACUGUUGCUCUCUGCACUUCCAUGCAGUUACCUCCCCUGGGCUGGCAUAUGACAAGAGUGCACUCUGUAGAAACUUCGACUACACAGAUGAUGUGUGCUUGGUGCUAUCUGGAGUUUGGGUAACUGCUCAUUGUCCAGGUCGCUAUAUACCACCUCCAGCUCACUCCACGGUGGUCCAAUUGCCUGGCUGGCACAUAAUAACUUCCAUGUAGGGACGCCUCUCCUUCCACUCUCACAGGAGUUAUGUCCAGAGGGGGAGGGAUUUCUCCAGAAGUCCCGCUAGCUACUAGAUUUCAGGCUCUGGUGUGGGAGAAAGAAGUAGUUAUGGAAAGCAGCUUAGAAUUGGAAAGGGGUGAUGAUACAA